Molecule: messenger RNA, 705 nt
Organism: Pisolithus orientalis
Lineage: Eukaryota; Fungi; Basidiomycota; Agaricomycetes; Boletales; Pisolithaceae
Product: ribosomal protein L10-domain-containing protein
Exons: 3
Coding region: 1-705 (234 amino acids)
Biological process (GO): ribosomal large subunit biogenesis; nuclear-transcribed mRNA catabolic process; ribosomal large subunit assembly
Cellular component (GO): preribosome, large subunit precursor; nucleolus
Molecular function (GO): RNA binding
Source: RefSeq, a predicted model, not a curated record
AUGCCAAAGUCAAAACGGUCACAGGUCGUCUCACUGACCAAGGUUGCAAAAAAGACCAGAGAGCAUAAAACUGCUCUCCUGACAGAGAUUCAAGAAAAUUCGGAAAAAUGGAAGUUUUGUUGGGUCUUCGAAGUGGGUGCGAUGCGUAACACUCAUCUCAAAGCCGUCCGAAGUUUAUGGCGAGGUUCUGCAAGAAUUUUUUUUGGGAGGGCUGCAGUAAUGGCAAAGGCACUGGGAACAACACCGGAGGAGGAACAUCGCUUGGGACUACACAAACUGUCACAACACGUAAAGGGCCAAGUUGGCCUACUAUUCACUGACUCGGAACCGCAAGAAGUCAUAGAGUGGUUUGACGAUUUCCGAAAACCUGACUUUGCACGAGCAGGUAACAUCGCUAGCCGGACAGUCGUGCUUCCUGCUGGCCCCGUCAUGCGUGUGCACUCCGAGCCCCCAGAGCCGUUCCCUCACAACGAAGACCCUCAACUGAGAAAACUAGGGCUGACUACGGUAAUGAACAGAGGGGUUCCUACGCUGGAGACACCACAGCAGAUAUGCGAACAGGGAAAGGCGCUGACGAGCGAGCAGGCCCAACUACUGAAACUCAUUGGCGAAAAGAUGGUUGUUUUCCGAGUAGCUUUGAGGGCCCGGUGGGAUUCUGAGACGGGUAUGAUUACUGAGGUGGCCAGGUGGACCACCUGCAGCUGA